AUGCAUCCGAAAGGUACGGGAUCAUGUUUCAAAAGAACAUAUGAGAACGCAUUGAGGCUCCUCGAAACCAGGAGAAGGAAGACAAGGCCCAAAAAUGUGGCCAGCCCCAUUCUCAGUCCUCAUGCUGCCGACAAACCACGAGCGGAAGCUCGUUCUUCCUUGCGUGGGACGCCGAGCAUAGCAGGUAUGAGGAAUUGGCUGCAAAAGAUAGGCUACACGGACGGGGAUGUAGCGGCCUUGAACAUUGUACACGUUGCUGGGACAAAAGGAAAAGGCAGUACCUGUGCAUUCACUCGGUCUUUACUGCAAGAAUGGGGGAAACGAACGGGGUUUCCCACCAAAAUUGGUCUCUACACUUCACCAGAUCUGACGUCCAUUCGAGAGCGGAUUCAAAUCAAUGGGCAACCCAUCUCGGAGGAUCUGUUCACCAAGUACUUUUUCGAGGUCUGGGACCGGUUGUUCUCACGGCAGGAUGAAGUGGUGGCCGAGGACGAGAGACAGCCUCGGUAUCUGCAACUGAUUGCAUUGCUGGCCAUCCACACCUUUUCUCAGGAGGGAGCCCAAGCAGCCAUCUUUGAGACGCAUCAUGGUGGCGAGUACGACGCUACAAAUGUUGUUUCUUCACCCGUCGUGACUGGAAUCACAUCCAUCGGAUUAGAUCAUCUGGCGCAGCUGGGACCUGGCAUCGAGGAUAUAGCUUGGCACAAGGCCGGCAUCUUCAAGAACGGCACGCCUGCUUUCUCUGCUCCACAAGUGCCCGCGGUUGAAGCUGUUCUGAGAUCCCGGGCCGCUGAGAAAGGCGUUCAAUUCGAGGUUGUCCCUAUCCGUCCUUCUCUACCUCCUAAUGCGAACGCGUUGCGUGCGCAAGUGCAACGCAUCAAUUGCUCCUUAGCCAUCGCUCUCGUCAACGCUUUUGUCUCCCGAAAAAGCCCGUUCGAGGAAAAUACGCUGAGCGAGCAGGACAUCCAGAGGGGUAUCGACAACUUCUCAUGGCCCGGCAGGUUUGAGGUGAUCAAGACAGACAAAUGUGCUUGGUUCCUCGACGGAGCUCACAACGAACUGAGCAUUGGACAGGCGGUCAAGUGGUUUGCUGAGAUAACGAUGUCGUCUUCUGUGUGCGAUUCUAGUCAACAAGGUCCUCCGUGUAUGAUCAUCUUCUCUCAUAUGUCGGAAGAACGGGAUGGCGCGUCGUUGUUGAGAGCAUUGGCGAGUGCGGUCGAGCGGAGUGAUAUCCAUUGUCCUGAGAUGGUGUUUACAACGUACCAGGAACGACGUGAUGGGACAAUUCGACCAGAUAAGACUUUGAAGCCUCCGGAUAGCAUACUGACGGAUCUUCCGAAACAGUACUGCGAUCUGUGGCGAUCGAUCUAUCCCACUGCCAGGACCCGAUAUCUACCUUCGAUUGAAGAAGCAUUGGAAUGCGCCCACAGCGCCAGCUUGCAGAGAGACGGUCUGCAAGUGCUGGUGACGGGUAGCUUGCAUCUGGUCGGUGGUGCGCUUUACUUGUUGCAACAGUGGAAAACAGACGAACAUUGA
Molecule: messenger RNA, 1536 nt
Organism: Cladophialophora immunda
Lineage: Eukaryota; Fungi; Ascomycota; Eurotiomycetes; Chaetothyriales; Herpotrichiellaceae
Exons: 4
Coding region: 1-1536 (511 amino acids)
Biological process (GO): tetrahydrofolylpolyglutamate biosynthetic process
Cellular component (GO): cytoplasm; cytosol; mitochondrion
Molecular function (GO): tetrahydrofolylpolyglutamate synthase activity; ATP binding
Source: RefSeq, a predicted model, not a curated record